UUGGUUUCUCCUGAUGCUCAGGAACAGGAUACAUACAGAUCCAGGAGAUUUGACAUCAUCUUGGGACCACAGUGGGAGAGCUGCCCAAGAAGGGAGCCAAUGAAAGAUCACAGAGGCAAGCUAGAUAUAAAGGAGCCUCUACCCUGGACCAUUUGGUUGUAUGAUCUAAUAAAUUCCCUUUUAGGUUCAACCAGUUUGGGUUAGGUUUUUGGUCUCUGGCAACAGAAAGGAUCCUAACUUAGACUCCAGUGAACCUGAACCUGCUAAGUUUUGACAGUCUCAGCUCUAAUUACCAUUUUUCCACCAGUAUUUUGAGUUCCUUUUAAGACAGACCAGUCUAGUAACAAUGGUGAUGGAAUUUAGUCAACCUGAAAAACAUAUUCCCAAUAUUUAUACAUUUUGGCAUUAAACUCAAUGGGUACAUUAUACCUUUUUUUACACACAUCUUUUAAGAGGAAAUUCAAUCUUCUGAUUUUAAGAAAUGCAAAUGUGGGGCAAUGAUGUAUCACCCAAAGAUUUUCUUUGUAAUAGAAAAUGUUUUUAAAGGGGGAAAAUAGGGAUUUUUAUUAUUAUUAAAAGAUAAAAGUAAAAUUAUUUUUAAGAAACAAGGCAUUGGAAACAUUUAGUUUCAUGAUAUGCCAUUGUUAGGCAUUCCCUAUCUGAUUGUUAGAAAUUAUUCAUUUCCUCAAAGAUAGAGAAUAAAUUGGUUGAGGAUGCAAUCUUGUACUAUGCACUUUCUUUGCCCAAAGCAAACACUGAGCAUUUGAGAGCCAUGAGAAUGCUUCUGCAUUUGAGUUUGCUAGCUCUUGGGGCUGCCUAUGUUUCUGCCAUUGCUGUACAAAGUCCCAUGAAUAGGCUGGUGGCAGAGACCUUGGCACUGCUCUCCACUCAUCGAACUCUACUGAUAGGCGACGGGAACCUGAUGAUUCCUACUCCUGAACACAACAAUCACCAACUGUGCAUUGAAGAAGUCUUCCAGGGUAUAGACACAUUAAAGAAUCACACUGUACCGGGGGAUGCUGUGGAAAAGCUUUUCCGAAACUUGUCUUUAAUAAAAGAACACAUAGACCGCCAAAAAAAAAAGUGUGGAGGAGAAAGAUGGAGAGUAAAAAAGUUCCUAGACUACCUGCAAGUGUUUCUUGGUGUAAUAAACACUGAGUGGACAAUGGAAAGUUGAGAUGAAACUGGCUUAUUGCAGUGAAAGAUUCUGGAGGAGAAGAAGAAUGUUAUUUUUUGCAAUGAGAAUGAGGCCCAACCAAGGGUCAGUGUAAUUAAACUUCAGAUGCAAAGCAAUUUUUCAGGCAUACUGCUACUUUGCUGCCUCACAUAGGCAGAAAGGAUAAAAAUAAAAUAUUUGAGAUAUAUUUCA
Molecule: messenger RNA, 1369 nt
Organism: Acinonyx jubatus (cheetah)
Lineage: Eukaryota; Metazoa; Chordata; Mammalia; Carnivora; Felidae
Gene: IL5
Product: interleukin 5
Exons: 4
Coding region: 773-1177 (134 amino acids)
Biological process (GO): immune response
Cellular component (GO): extracellular region
Molecular function (GO): growth factor activity; interleukin-5 receptor binding
Source: RefSeq, a predicted model, not a curated record